ACACUGGUUCGUCGAGAUGUAGCAGACAAGCUCUGUGACGGGUUGAAGAUGUUUCGUUCCAUUACACAUAACAUCCCUCAGGGGAUAGUGUCCCUGGCGCGCAACAACGCGGCAGCCUCGGGAUGCGGCGCCGUUACUUGCAAGAUUCAGGAGAGGCGCGCGACCACGGAGUCGUCCGUGAAGAAGGCCGACAAUCAGCUGCCGGAGAAACCCAAAGUCGAGCCCUACAGUCCGUUUCAGAAGACCAGCAACACAGCGGAAUACGCUUUGGCGAGAAUAGACGAUCUGUUGAACUGGGGACGCAAGAAUUCGUUGUGGCCGAUGACUUUCGGCCUGGCCUGUUGCGCCGUGGAGAUGAUGCACAUCGCCGCGCCCAGAUACGACAUGGACAGAUUCGGCGUCGUGUUUCGCGCCUCGCCCCGCCAGUCGGAUUGCAUCAUAGUCGCCGGCACCUUGACCAAUAAAAUGGCGCCAGCUUUGAGAAAGAUUUACGAUCAGAUGCCCGAGCCCCGAUGGGUCAUAUCUAUGGGUAGUUGCGCAAACGGAGGCGGAUACUAUCAUUACAGCUACUCCGUGGUCAGAGGAUGCGACAGGAUUAUACCGGUGGACAUUUACGUGCCUGGUUGUCCCCCAACAGCCGAAGCGUUGUUGUACGGUAUCCUUCAGUUGCAGAAAAAGAUCAAACGUAUGGAAACCACGCAAAUUUGGUACAGGAAGUAAUGUAUAGCACUUUGUAUGUCUAUAGCAAUAAAUGUAUAAAUUAUUUAACGGAUAUACAGAGUUAUAUGUAUAUAUACAUAAUACACGUAUAUAUAAUAGAAUUA
Molecule: messenger RNA, 824 nt
Organism: Pseudomyrmex gracilis
Lineage: Eukaryota; Metazoa; Arthropoda; Insecta; Hymenoptera; Formicidae
Product: NADH-quinone oxidoreductase subunit B 2-like
Exons: 3
Coding region: 49-720 (223 amino acids)
Biological process (GO): electron transport coupled proton transport; aerobic respiration; mitochondrial respiratory chain complex I assembly
Molecular function (GO): quinone binding; NADH dehydrogenase (ubiquinone) activity; 4 iron, 4 sulfur cluster binding
Source: RefSeq, a predicted model, not a curated record